GCAGCGCGGCCCCGCCGCGGCCCGGCAGAGCGCGGCGGCCGUGCAGCAUGCUGGACCCGGAGGGCAGUGUGGAGCACCAGCCUGCCUCCUCCUUCCCCAAAGUCCUCCUCAUCCCUCUAGCCAUGCUCCUCGCAAUUGCAGCGCUCCUGCUCUUAGCCUUUUCCGCUACGCGGCAGAAGGAGCCUGAUUUUUACACUUUCAAAGUUGUAAACAUCAGGGGCAAGCUUGUGUCUCUGGAGAAGUACAGGGGCUCGGUGUCUCUAGUUGUCAAUGUUGCAAGUGAGUGUGGGUACACAGACAGCCACUACAAGGCCUUACAGCAGCUGCAGAGAGACCUGGGCCCAUACCAUUUCAAUGUGCUGGCAUUCCCCUGCAAUCAGUUUGGGCAGCAGGAGCCAGACACCAACAAAGAAAUUGAGAGCUUUGCACGAAAGACUUAUGGUGCCUCCUUCCCCAUGUUCAGCAAAAUCACAGUCAGUGGAGCUGGUGCAAUUCCUGCCUUCAAGUACUUAAUUGAUUCUACAGGAGAAGAACCAACCUGGAACUUCUGGAAAUACCUGGUGGACCCCAAUGGGAAAGUAGUAAAGGCCUGGGACUCUACUGUCUCUGUUGAAGAAAUAAGGCCACAUGUUACAGAACUUGUAAGGAAAAUCAUCCUGAAGAAGAAAGAUGAAUUAUGACUUUCAAAAAUCCCAGCAUGCCAAUUGCAGCUUAAUUGAGCAUUGAGGCUGGACUUUGUCUUUUCACGUUCCGAAAGAGAGGAUAUAGGGAAAGGGAAUUAUGACUAGUUGAAUCUGUAUUCACUAUCUAAGAAUGUAGAAACCAGCAAGUUAACAUGUUCAAAAGAAUAUUAUAUUUUUCUCUGACCAAAUUCGGUUUGAGUUUUCUAGGAAAGAGCAAAUCUUCAGCAAUUGUUUCUUCCCCAAUUCAAUCAUUAGUUGUUGGUAACACUAAAGGAAGUUAGUUCGUAUAGGAAGAAAGAUGAGAAUAAUGAGAAUGUCCUAGUUGGAAUCUCCCUGAUAUCUGCAAAUCUGUUGUCAUAUUUUGAUUGCAAAGUGAAUAAAAUAAACAAGUGAAAAAAGUGCAUGAUUGACUUAAGGCAUGUGCCAGGAAGAAGGCCAAAACAGAUACCUUCAGACCAGGCAGAAUUUGAAUGUUCCAAUUACCACAACCAAACAUAGCUAAUUUCAGCUGUAUAGAAAGUUUACAAGAGCAUUAAUAUACAUCUAUAAAGCUUAAAUGAAAGAAAUAUGAAGACAAAGGCCUUAUAAAAAUUCUCCAGAAGCCAUGAGAAGAAUUUCUGCAUUUUUCACCAAGAUUAUCAGAUGAUAUUUAAAUAUUCAUUUGAACAUCUGUAGGACCAAAGUCUACAUGAAAUGGCUAUUUCUUUGUUCCACUAGCAUUCUGUCUUAGAAUUACUCUCCCCUCAUAAAACUGAUGUUAAAUUUAUUUUUCAAUUUAUGACACUAUCCAAUUUUGCUACAUGUACAGAAAAACAUCAGACAAUCAAAAUAUUUUUUCUAUGGAAAUAAUUUUUCAAAUAUUUAAUUCUUGCAUAAUGUUAUAUAGCUUAAUACUACUUUAGUGUUACAAAUGCUUAAUGGAGCCUUUUUCAACUGUAGUAGUCAGGUACCUGCUCAGAUUUCAGAAGUCCCUAGCUCAUGCUAAAAUAAUAGCACUAACAUUUGCAGCCUCAUUGUUCCUUGACAGAAACCCUUUGAAAAUCUUGUCAGGAAGAGCUCUUUUUAUCUCAACAGAAACCCAAUGUUCCCAUCCUGUUAACCUCAGAAUGCCUUAAGAAGAAUCUAGCCUUAUCCAACUGCAGUAUUAUUGACGAGUAAAAGCCUUUUUUGUGCUUUCUGAUGCUUUCAAGUAGCCCAAACAAUGUUUGUCCAUACUGUUGUCAGGGUCCACAUGUACAAAUAAGCCUUAAGUGACCUGACCGUGUUGAGGAGUUUUCCCAGCUCCUCAGUGCCAUUAGAGAUCUUCAGCAUCCAAACAGGCUCUUGUUGAAAUCAAAGGCAAAUAUUAUGGGAUGGCCUGGCUCACAGGACAAGAGGGGAAAGAAGAAUACUGACUGGACUCAUUCUGUGGAGUUCUCCAUGGAAGUAAGAGCUCCAGGGACUUUAGGAUUUGCAGGAAGAACAUGAAGGGCAGAGAUUAUACGGCACAAAACAAUCUCAAAUUGCCUGAAAGAAGCUGAGAGCAAGUUUUUUUAAGUUUUAGUGAAAAAAAAAAAAAAAAGAGGGUGGAAGAGAGAAUAAAAGGAAGAAAUAAUAGAAGAACAUGAGUAAAAGGAGAAAUCAAGUAUAAAAGAAAUGAGAAGGAAAUGAAAAGACAGUUUGCAGACAAAUAAUCUUUGGGACAAAAGGGGCAUGGAAAUGUUCAAGUCUGAACAUUGAUACUAAUGAGUACGUUCCAAGCUCUAUUAGCUACUUCUGACUUGAACUGUAACAUAAGAGUGCAGGAAAUUGGUGCUUGUGGCAGUGAAUAUCUGAAUAUCUCUAUUUUCAUCCUCUGAUGGUGAGAGAAGUGAACUCUAUGCCUGAUUCAGUCAUUUAAUCCAUUCUUACAUGGAUCACUCUAAGACAAUGGUUGCUAAGGAUAUCACAAAGGAAGGAAAAUCAGGCCCAUCUGAUACUGUGCAGGGGCAGAGAAUCCAACUCCUAAAAGAAGAGGUCUUUUUUUACUCCACAGACUGUUUCUCUUUUCUCUGUCGUUUGAUGCUAAUGCAAUGCCCCAGCACACUGUUAGCAUGUGCUGCAGGGCUUAAAAUUUUAUCCUUAGAAAGCUUGUUUCUAUUUUAUAUCUAAAGCCUGGAUGAGACCAAACCAGGCUAUGAAAAAUGUUUUAAGCCUUUUCUAUUUCCAUUUUGUGUGUCUAACUUCAAACAGAACUCUAGAUUUACAUAGAAACAAUCUUCUAUUUUCUAUUAGACAAGUUGAACAAGUCUAAAGAGAUAUAAGGGCAAGGAUCUGUUGGGAAAGUUUUGUCCUAUAUGGACAAAUAUUGUUUGUGCUGCUUUUAAAAGCAUUACAAGACACAAAAAAAAAAAGCUUUCAUUUGUCAAUAAUACUGCAGUUGGACAAGACUAGAUUGUUUUUAAAGCAUUCUGGAGUUAAGAGCAGGGGAACCUGAGCAUUAUGUGUUUGUUGAGAUAAAAAGAGUUCUUCCUGACAAGAUUUUCAAAGGGCUUCUGUCAAGGAACAAUGAGGCUGCAAUUGUUAUUAUUUUAGUGUGAGUGAAGAAUUUCUGCAGUCUGAAGUCUGAGCAGAUGUCUGAGUGCUAAGAAUAACUCCAGACUGAUGCUGUCAGAAUUGGUGUUCUUACAAGUUUGGCCAUUUAAAGACAACUAAGGUAAGUAUUACCUAUGCAAGCCUUGAAAAACAACAUAUUUUAACAGCCACAUGAUUUUAAGCACAUAACUACUUUCUCUGAAUUUAGCAGAUACAUUUUCCUUAUUAAAUUAGGCAUGGCAUAGAUUCCAUCCUUUGUUGCACUAAAUCAGUUUAUAGAAUAAAUGCUUUGGCCUUUUAAUCAACGUUCUGGAGUAAAAGUAAAUAUUCUCAGUUGUAGAUUAAUACAUAUAUGCUCACACUGUAAGUACUUCAUGACUCCCUGCUCAGAAAAAUUGCAAAUCAAAUUGCACUGGGUUGAAUUUGACUGUUGAGACUAUGGAGAGAACAUGCAGAGAUCAGAAAUUACUUUUUUUGCCUUAUGAAUUCCAGCACUGUUUUAAUCUGACAAAGGUCGUCCCUACAGCAAGUUCUGAAAACUGUAAACCAGCUCUGAAUCUAUAGCAUGAGACUAUUUUUCCUUGCCACUUAUCUGCUUUGCAGAGAAAACAGCAGUGUAUAUUAACAGACGAGCACAUUGAUGCACAGAGAACAAUUGCCUUGAUCAUCUAAGACUCGAUCUCCUGCAGUUUGCACCUUUAAUGGUGUUAACUCUUGGCCUGUUGAUUUAAACUUUAAGCAACCUGAACACUAAUGUAUGCAGCCAUGUUCCCCCUCUGACAUGCCACAGGGAAAAGAAAUCAUUUUAAAGCCUAAAUAUAAGUUUAAAAUUAGACAGGGUGCUUUUGAUAUUUUGAAACUUUUUCUCAUAAAGAAUGGAAUAAUCAGACCUACAUGAAACCAAAGCUCUGUUUUGGAAUGGAACAUGCUACAUUGAAAUAGAGCAAUUGAAUGAAGCAAUAGACAGGGGUUUAAGCCUCCUUUUUUGGCAUUAUAAGGAGAACAAAGCCAAAUACAUGAGUUAUCCUGACAGUCACAUCUGCUGUCUUAGACAGGUGCUGGGGAUGUUUCACUUGGGUUCCUAUAGUGAUUUUAGUCAGACACUUCAGUGGCAAACCAGACACAAUUUCUUUGUGCUGAUUGGUACUCCUUUUAUCCUUUCAAACACAAUAGCAUCUCAUUCAAGAAAUUGCUGAUGUUAGUCAGGAUUUUCAGAAGACUGGACAUCUCUUUGGUGAAGCAAAAAAAAAUUAUGCUACCUUUAAUUAUUGAAUCAACCAAAUAUAUUAUGUGCAGAGAUAAAUCUAUACUCAUCUACUCAUAGAGACAGAUGGAAUUUAACAAGCUUAUUUCUGAUUCAUUCACAGAAAGUGUCAAGUAAGCAGAAAAAUCAGGUAUUCUCUGUGAUAAUUAACAAAUUCUGCAGUAAAAGCAUCAGUGACAAAACACAAAGGAGUUUACAAACCUUUUGACAGAUGAGAUACUGAAAUCACCAGAUUUGAGGGCUAAUUCUUAACCAUAUUAAUGCUCCAUAGCAGAGACAUGCAAAGAGCAGAAGAAAAUCACUGAACUGUACCAAACAUCAUCUCAAAGCUGGUCUGUGAUCUGGUGCUACACAGCUGAUCCAUCUACCUAGGCAGCUCACAAACACAGUGAUGCCCACCAUAUAGGAAAAGAAAUAACAAAACAUCUUUUAUGCCAACUCUGCAGCACCCUGGCACAGACAUCAGAGGAGCCUUUCCUAGUGACAGUGGCUGCCCUUUUCCAGCUGUCCCUGCACAGCAGCUGAAGGCAGCCCCAAGUAACUUUCCAUCCUUAGCCUAGAAAACCUGACCCAAGCCAUCAGUCCACCUGCCCAAGAGAUAAGAUGGGUUGUUUUAUCUCAAAGCACUGCACAAUACCUGCUCAACAAGAAGAUCUUCUAUAGUUAUUCCUGGAAACAAGAACAAUUGAAGGAUCACUGUGAUUUGAGUGAGCCGACAUGUAUUCUGGAAGGUAAGCACAGAUGUGAAAGUUUUCAAGGUGAUUCUGCUGAAGGAAAUUCUUUUCCCCCACUCAAGCAGAACUAACAGCAUCUACCUAGUCAGGGACAGAUUCUUCCCCAAGCACUAGUUGAUGGAACAGUGGCAGUAGAAGGAAAUAAUAAUAUUCUAGAACAAUAGAAAAGACUGGAGCACAAUUUUGUAGAGAACAAACUUGGUAAUGCCCGAUCUGUAAUUGCAGUUCUGUGGAACCCUUCCCCAUCAGACAAAAAUUACAGAUAUUGCAGCUUCAGGGAGCUGUAGUUUUAGCUUCCUUAAGUGAAAGAUGCAGUAAGAAAGCUGUUAGUGUAUUAUAUAAAACAGUCCUCUGUUUUUUAUGUCUCCAUUGCCCUAAAGGCAUUUUUGUUUCAUCAUAAAUUGUGCUUUCAUCUGAUUUGUAAGAUGAACCAUUAUAUUUUUCUUUAUCACACAAGAAAAUCUGACAAUAAUAAAUAAAGAACAGCUGGCAAGGAAAAUAUCCAAAACCCACAGAUUGUUUAUCUAUCCUUUGGAAAAGGGCACAAUAGUCAAACCAUUCCUUGUAAGUAAAGAACUUGCUGAAUUCCCUGUUUAAAUUAUAAAUCAGCUUCUCUAACCCUUAGUUAGAGUCACAUCACUCAUUCUGAUUUGUCAUUACUUCUGUAUUCAAAAUACUUCUUAUUUUAUUACUGGUAUUUUCCUGUCCCCUGGAGAGACCACUAACCACUAGAGAUAUGUAGGGAAAUGUUUUUCUGGCAUAUAAGCAUUUUAGAUUUGAAAUCUCUUCCAUAUCCAGGCACAGUAUUUUACAUUUUCAAGCAAAAGGAACCCCUAAACUGUCACUUUGGUUAAGCUGAAACAUUUAGCUGGAUACAACUGAUGAUAAAUAUUUCAAAGCUCAUAUUCAUGUUUUCAAACUUUAUAAAUAAAAUAUUAAAAAUGAAAAUAAUUUCAAACCAAGAAAUAAAAUCUAAAUGCCAAUAUAAAAAGCUUUGAUGAUUUUAAAACUUAAAAAAUUUAUUUUGUGAAUUUUGUCAAAACAUAUUUUUUUACAAGUUUCAACUUAGGGAACAGUUUGGUUUAAAAAAAUGACAAUUCUUGUUCUUUUGUAAAAGUCUUACUAGCUUCAGAGACUACCAAUCUAUUCUGCUUUUAGCUAUACUGAUGUCAACAGGAAUAUAUCAUUGAGUAAAAUUGCAAUAUCAAGUCUCUCUCUGAUUAUAUGAAUCACUUGGUUUUAUUGAAUACUGGGAAUUGCAAGACACCAUUUCUAGUUGUUUACUGCAUGCUCAGUAAAUGUGUUUGUCGAGCCAUUAAGAGAUUGGGAACAAAUUCAUCGAAACAGUUUCAGAAAACCAAAGCAUUUCAAAGAACUGACUUAAAAAUAAUAUCAUGUGAAUAAUUAAUGCAGUUAACAUGUACUCAGCAUAAUUUUAAUUAUUUAAAUGAAGAAAGGAUGUAAACCAGAUCUCUUUUUAAGAUUUAAGAAGGUAAGAGACCACUAAUAGACAGCCAGUUGAUAAGGGAUUAACUUUUCCCAAGUUUCAGGUGGGAAAUUGUAUGCAAUGAAAAGAUGUCCUUGUAUGUACAGAUGGAAAGUUGAGGAUAAAUUAUUUCUAUGGCAGAGGAAGAUUUUAGAACAGAGGCAUAGUUUUGUUAUCAAGCUCUAAUAAAUAGCUGAAUUACUGCAGCUAUGGCAAGUGGAUGUAUCUGUAUCUCUGGAUAUAUGAGGAUGUAUAUGUAUUUCUGUCAUCUACUGUGAAAUUUUUCUGCCCUGUGAAUAUUUAAUCUGGUCUGACAUAGCUCUCUGUCAAUUGUAUCUGUCAAUUUAAAAUUCAUUGUUUUUCUAGCCUUUUACCUCUGACAAUUUCUUUUGAUUCUUUUCCUUGAUGUCUCCUUCUGACAUAAUUAAAGCUUGGUAGCCCACUCCA
Molecule: messenger RNA, 7167 nt
Organism: Taeniopygia guttata (zebra finch)
Lineage: Eukaryota; Metazoa; Chordata; Aves; Passeriformes; Estrildidae
Gene: GPX7
Product: glutathione peroxidase 7
Biological process (GO): response to oxidative stress
Molecular function (GO): glutathione peroxidase activity
Source: RefSeq, a predicted model, not a curated record